Aspergillus alliaceus is the source of this 1842-nucleotide messenger RNA. RefSeq names its product DUF3176 domain-containing protein. The transcript is spliced from 4 exons. The record is from RefSeq and is a predicted model, not a curated record. Bases 1 to 1842 code for a protein of 613 amino acids. Lineage: Eukaryota; Fungi; Ascomycota; Eurotiomycetes; Eurotiales; Aspergillaceae.
AUGCCUCCAGAGCCGCAUGUUGGAACUUCAUGUCCAGUCUCUCCUGUAUCGAGCGUGCACUCCCAUGAGUUGGUAAUGCGGGCCGAAGAGCGCAGUCCAGACACAUAUGGUCGCUCGCGGACUACUGACGAGCAUGGAGCUGCCCCGGAUCUGCCACUCAAGCUGUCCCCCGAGGUGCAGGAGACAAACCGACAGGGAAACGACCAAACCUGGACAGUGUGGUCUCUGAUCUCUGACUGGUUUAUCUGGGAAGUGCUGGCAGUGCUCCUCUCAGCUGUAACACUUGCCGCUAUAGUCGCCAUUCUCGCCAAGUUUGAUCACAAACCACAGCCCGUCUGGAAGCACGUCUCCCUGAACUCGGUGGUCUCCUGGCUAAGCACCAUCUCCAAGGGUUGUGUAUUAUUCGCGAUCAGCGAGGCUCUGGGACAGCUGAAAUGGGUGUGGUUCGCAAAGAAGUCGCGGCCCAUGCUGAAUCUGAGGGCAUUCGACUCAGCUAGUCGGGGCUUUUAUGGGAGCGGAGAAUUGAUGUGGGCAUUACGGUUUCGGGCUCUUCUGGCGAACAGCACCUAUUAUAAUACAACCGGUCCGCCGUUGCAAAACGGAGCCCUUUUCUGGGUCGACCCGUCGCUGAAGGCAAACGUGUAUAAUUCACUCUUCAACAAUGACCGGUCGAGGCCAUGGGCCACUCCCCAGUACGUCUGCAGCACGAGUAACUGCACCUGGGACCCGAUUGCAACUUUGGAAGUUCGCGCUCGCUGCUCAAACGUGACAGACAGACUAGACAUAUCCUGCUCCGCCGUGACAGGCGAUGACCUGGGCUAUAACGGAUUAACCAACUGCACAGCCUCCCUCCCAGUGUCGAACACAACCGCCUGGUUCCUCUCAGGCAUGGCCGUGAAACGACCUCUAUCCAUAGCCACAGUCCAAGCAAGGUCAGCGCUAGUGUACAAAAACGCCAGCCUACCACCCAUCCAGAUGGUCGUACCAGACGGACUAGGCAUGGACGGCACCACCCUAAGAGACAACAACACCAGAUGGCAAGCAACAGAAUGUUCCAUCCAACCAAUGGUCCACAGCUUCCGAGCAAUAGUCAAGAACAACGUCUACAAAGAAGACUCAAUCGCAACCUGGGAAACCAGCUGGGCAACAUGGGACGAGAACUUACCUCUUUCGACCGAAGAGCUCCAGAAACUGACACCGGGGAUGUACUUCCAACCACCUUGGGGCCCCGACCAGGGCGUCCACCCCAACACCACCUUCGGGUUCUCCGCCCAAGCCGGCCUCUCCCUCCAGACCUUCUUCCAAGACCUUUUCACCGGCUACUCGUUCAUGCGCUCCAUCUACAGCGCGUCCUUCAUCCCGAACUCUAAUACCCUCUACGCCGGCGCCGAUUUCAUCCAGGCCAUGGCCCUCGGUAACAUCACGGACUGCAACGCCACGACUGCCGAUAAGCUCCGAUGCGCCAUGGACAACGUCGCCGCCGCCAUGUCCAAGUCCUUCCGCGACUCGAGGUUCAUCGCCGCGAACUCGGAUCCCGGGACGGCGCAGAUGGCGGGUGGUCGGGCCAUAUCGAGCGUCACGUAUGUCGAGGUGCGUUGGCCGUGGAUUGUUCUGCCGGUCUUGGUGUGGGUACUUGGGGCGGCGACUUUGGUGGGCGCUAUGUGGAAGAGUCGGCGGGCGGGGGUGCCGAAGUGGAAGAAUGAUCCUAUCCCUUUGUUGUCUUUGUAUCAGGGCGAUCCGGGGAAGGCGGUUCAGGCUGUUGGGGCUGGUUCUGGGGGGGGAGUGGCCAGGGAUGAUCGAUUGGAGCCGAAGAGUAUGUACAAUACAGAGAGCUAUGGUUGA